AGUGUCAGAGGAGCACUCGCACGCGAGACUCGUACAAACUUCUUGCGCAUAAGUAAGUUUCGUAAGUUAAACUAUUUUCCUCGCUAUCUCAGAAAUCAGUUUGCAAAGAUGAGCCCCGGUGCAUCAAACUCAGCAUCGUCGUCGAAUCUCUUGCCAAAAACUCUCGGAAUGAACCUACGAAAGCGUCACAGAAGCGAUGACAAGGAGAACAUCGUCGUCGGAGCACCUGCUUUCAAGAACAGAGUGUCCUUCGUGACGUCUGACUUUCGGGAGAGAAAACUCUCGGACGACCAGAGAGCUAGGAAACCCCUCAUAGAAACCAAUGCUGCGAAACAAGAACAAUCGAGGCUGGACGGGAGCAGGGCUUUUUUCAAGCCCUGCUUCUCUGUCUUCCAAGACUGCGUGGUAAACGAUAAAACUGCGUAUCGACGUCAUCGUAGUGGUGCUCGCAGCAGCAGUUGGGCACCUGAGAAAUGCGAACAGCCGGAAAAGGUGCCUUUUUUUCCUUGUCAAUAUCGGCAAGCUGCAGCGCGUUAAGGUAUGCGGGAAAAAGGAAGCCCACAGGGUGUUGCACGACACAUUGACGACGGAAUUGGCGUACAACAUCGGUUACAUGGACGACUUCGUCAAGCUUCAGAUAGAAUUGCACGGCAGGAAGGAGUUGUCAGCCGAUUUUUUCGAGAGAAGCAUUACCACUGCCCGGAGACGGCUGAUCGUUAAGUACUUGAUCAAGUCCGUGGUGAGUGUUGGUUUUUGGGGUAUCUUUUUUUUUUGUAUUACGUUUCAUACAUUUUACUGUUUAUAAGCCCAACUACAUAUCAGAUAACUAUAACUUUAUGGUGCAUUAUUAUUAUAUGUUGUACUUUAUGCACUACACU
Copidosoma floridanum is the source of this 878-nucleotide messenger RNA. RefSeq lists its product as uncharacterized. The record is from RefSeq and is a predicted model, not a curated record. Lineage: Eukaryota; Metazoa; Arthropoda; Insecta; Hymenoptera; Encyrtidae.